Drosophila rhopaloa is the source of this 2736-nucleotide messenger RNA. RefSeq lists its product as uncharacterized. Gene Ontology annotation, molecular function: nucleic acid binding. The record is from RefSeq and is a predicted model, not a curated record. Bases 1 to 2736 code for a protein of 911 amino acids. Gene Ontology annotation, biological process: DNA integration. NCBI's taxonomy places the organism in Eukaryota, Metazoa, Arthropoda, Insecta, Diptera, Drosophilidae. The transcript has a single exon.
AUGUACCGCUGCGUGCGUGUGUCGCACCCGGAUGACUUUUUGCAGUGUAUUGUUUGGCGAGAGAAUUCCACGGAUGAGUUGAGUGUUUACAAACUGAACACGGUGACUUAUGGUACCAAGCCAGCUGCCUUUUUGGCUAUAAGAGCCAUGCAUCAGCUCUCUUAUGAUGAGGAGGAUUCGUUUCCAAUUGGAGCAAAAAUUGUUCGUAGGGACUUCCACGUGGAUGAUUUAAUUUCUGGUGGCGAGUCAAUUGAAGAGGUUAGGGAAAUUCGUCGUCAGGUGAAAAAUCUAUUGUCGCGAGGCCAUUUUCCAAUCCGCAAAUGGUGUUCUAAUGAUGGACGCGCCCUCGAAGGAGAGUCUGACUGCGAUAAGGAGAAGCUAAUUCAAUUUCACGACGGAUCAGCUGUUACCAAGGCGCUGGGAUUAGCCUGGGAUCCUUCUUCUGACCAACUUCUGUUCAACUUUUCUCAAUUAUCUGUAAAUCAUCGAGUCACCAAGCGUAUUGCACUUUCAACAAUAGCCAAAUUCUAUGAUCCGCUCGGUUUAAUAACACCGAUUGUCACAAAGGCCAAGAUCUUUUUGCAAUCCCUAUGGAAUGCUAACGUGGAUUGGGAUGACACAUUACCAGAGCCUAUUCUUUCGUCAUGGGGGAAGUUUACCUCUCAGUUAUCGAUCGUCCAAAACUUGAAAUUUUCACGAUUCGUAAUGCAACCUCAGGCUUCCAUCCAGUUGCAUGGAUUCUGCGAUGCUAGCAUAGCGGCUUAUGGAGCGUGUUUAUACUUGCGGUCAGAGGCCAAUGGAAAAGCAAAGGUCCAUUUGCUCUGCGCCAAGUCGAGAGUGGCCCAUUUAAAGGCUUUGACAAUUCCAAGAUUGGAGUUGUCGGCAGCGCUUUUAUUGGCGGAGCUUAUCGUAAGCGUCAAGGAAACCAUCGAUUUCGAAUGCGACUUUCAUUGCUGGUCUGACUCGUCUAUCGUACUGGCGUGGAUUCGGCAGCCUCCGAGGGAUUUCAACGUAUUUGUAUCCAACAGAAUCGCGAAAAUUCAGGAGAUGACAAAAGGCAUGACUUGGCACCAUGUUCCAACAAGCUUAAAUCCGGCGGAUGUCGUAUCGCGAGGCUGUACCCCGAGAGAAUUGCUGGAGCACUCCCUGUGGGCUAACGGGCCUCCAUUCCUGCUGCAAAGCUCGUCAAAAUGGCCCUCUCUUCCAAAUGCAGUUAAGGAUCUUCCAGAACGUCGUUCCGCAGCGCUAGUUGGAACUGUUUGCACUGACAUUUCGAUCAACUGCAAAUUCCUUAACUCUUUUCAUAAGUUGCAGCGUGUAUUUGCGUAUAUUUAUCGGUUCAUUUCGAGUUGCAGAGCAAAAUCUUCACUUUCAAGGAACCGUGUUACCGUUGAGGAGCUCAAUUUGGGGACCGUACUUCUUCUGAGGAGCAUCCAACAGGUUCACUUAGCCAAGGAGUAUGGAUGUCUUAGCCAGGACAGGCCGUGUCCACAGAAGAGCAAGCUGAUUUCGCUGAGACCAAUAAUCGGCUCCGAUGGACUACUUCGCGUUGGUGGAAGACUUCAGAAUGCAAGCCUGGACUACGAUACUCAGCAUCCGAUAUUGUUACCCAAGGAUCAUCCAGUUACCAAGGCAGGAGGACGAAAGUUCGUGGCUACCGUCAUCAACAAAUGCGUCAGAUGUUUUCGGAUGAAGCCUGUCACUUGGGAGCACGUUAUGGGCAGCCUGCCAGCAAAUCGAGUUCAGCCUAACCCAGCAUUUCAUACCACGGGAGUGGAUUAUUGUGGACCAUUUUAUCAUAAGGCAGAGGCCCGCAACAAGGCGCCUCACAAGUGCUACAUCGCCGUCUUUGUCUGCUUCUCUACGAAGGCCACGCAUUUGGAAGUCGUCCAGGAUCUCACAACGGAUUCUUUCAUCGCAGCGUUGAGAAGAUUCACCAGCCUGAGAGGCACUCCGCGCACUAUUUGGAGUGACAAUGCGACGAAUUUUGUCGGCGCUAAGAGCGAGCUAACCGAGCUGAAGAAUCUAUUUCUGAGCGAACCCCACACGGCUGCGAUAGCUUCCUCCUGCUUAGCUGAUGGGAUUGAUUGGAAGUUCAUACCUCCGCGUGCCCCACAUUUCGGUGGUUUAUGGGAGGCGGCUGUUAAAUCGGCCAAAUUUCAUUUUUAUAGAGUCGUCGGUGCUUCCAUCUUGGGCCUCGAUGAAUUGAGAACUCUCGCUUAUGAGAUUUCUGCCAUCCUUAACUCCCGUCCACUCUGUCCAAUUUCAGAAAACGCUGAAAGUCUUGAGGUGCUAACGCCGGCCCAUUUCCUGAAAGGCUCCAGCUACACAAGGUUUCCUGAGCCUGAUAUCACGCAUCUCCGAGAAGGCCGCCUCAGCAGAUGGCAAAGGGUGACACAGAUGCAGCAGCAAUUCUGGAAGCGGUGGAGCAGCGAGUAUUUAUCCUUGCUCCAAGAAAGGAGUAAGUGGCGCGUCGAAACAUCCAACAUCAAGGUCGGAAGCAUCGUGUUGCUGAAGGAGGACAACCUUCCACCCUUGAAAUGGCAGCUGGGGUGCAUCCAAGGAGUCGUUCCAGGCGAGGACGGUGUCGUCAGAGUAGCUAUGGUCCGUACAGCUACGGGUCUAGUCAAGAGAGCCGUCGCCAAGUUAGCCGUUCUGCCCAUCGAUUCCCAUUUAGUUGGAGCCCUACUUCCUCCAACGGGGGGAGUAUGUUCGGAGCAGCCCGCCAGCGCCUAG